AUGUUAUGUGAAAUCUGUAAAACACAAUUUAAAUGCAUAAAUGGCGAGUUUAUUUGUGAAGAAGGACAUGUUUCACACACAAAAUUAGAAGUAGCAGAUGAUUUACAUUUCUCAAGUAGAAGUCAAAAAGAAAAAACAGAAAAAAAAUCUUCGAUUUUUUCUGAAUAUUCUUUUAAAUACAAAACACUUCUUGUUCACAACAUGUUAUUUAAUGAACUAAUUACAUAUUUAAAUUGUUCAUCAACCAAAUUUAUAGAUUACUAUAUGAAUUUCUUUGCAGGAAAUAGGGAUGUUAUUAGUUCACCAAUAAAAAUGAAUCUAGGAUACAUAUUUUUUCUAGGUUAUCUUACUAAAAGAUUUGAGCUAGAACGUAGCAGUAAUUUAUAUUUCUAUAGUCAAUAUGUUAUGGAAGUGGAAAAAUUUGACUAUAUUGGUAAAACUGUAAAAAUAAAAGGACUUCUUGACAUGAAAAAAAUAAGAAAUAAAAACCUAGGCAUUUAUAAAAAACCUAUUCAUUGGAUUAACAAAUAUAAAAUUACAGAUAUUUUAGGGACAUCUAAAUAUCCUGUAAAUAAACACCAUCGACAAAUAUAUAGAGAAACAUCUUUAUCACAUCCUCUUAUAGAAUACCACAAAAGUUUUUUUAGACAAGAAUUUGAUUGUUCAGAAAAUUUACUUUUAAAAUAUUUUUAUAAAGUAUUAGAAAUUUAUCAUAUAACACCACACGAAAAUUUAUUAAAAUAUUUUAAAAAAUUUCUGCUAUUAAGAAACCUUUCAAAUAAGAUGUUUUAUCCAGAGGAUGAAAUAUCAAUGUUUUUAUUUAUUUAUGAUCAUUAUGAAAAAUUAGAAAUAGAUAUUAAAAUAGCACUUAAAAAUAUUAAUUUAUUUCUAAAUAACACAAAUUAUAAUGAAAAUGAAGAAGUAGAUUUAGAUAAAGUUAAGUUUAUAGAUCUUAUUACCUUACUUACACACUCAUCUCAUUCACAAUUUUAUAAAAGAUUAAUUUCUGUUAUGAGCUGUAAAGAAUUUUUGGCUACAAAUAAUAUUUUUGUAGUUAAUAAAACAAAGAUACAAUACUAUAGAGAAUACAGAUGGAAAGCAUUCAGGAUUUAUAUAGACAGAAUAAAGCGAUUGUUAGCAGAUAAAAUAAAUUUUAAAAUAAAAAAAAAGUAUAUAGAAGAUGAUAGAAUAUAA
Molecule: messenger RNA, 1194 nt
Organism: Vairimorpha ceranae
Lineage: Eukaryota; Fungi; Microsporidia; Nosematidae
Exons: 1
Coding region: 1-1194 (397 amino acids)
Source: RefSeq, a predicted model, not a curated record